Lasiodiplodia theobromae is the source of this 3162-nucleotide messenger RNA. RefSeq names its product Myosin ii heavy chain. The transcript has 15 exons. The record is from RefSeq and is a predicted model, not a curated record. NCBI's taxonomy places the organism in Eukaryota, Fungi, Ascomycota, Dothideomycetes, Botryosphaeriales, Botryosphaeriaceae. The coding region runs from base 1 to 3162 and encodes 1053 amino acids.
AUGCCUUCACCUGAGGCUGGUGAGGGAAACGACGCCGAAGGCUUCAAGGUAGUGUCAUCCAAUGAGUUUGAUGAUGCCAUCUUCGAUCUUGAUUUCACGUUCGCUGCGGAAAUGGCCAGGAAGUUCAGCCAAGACACCUCACCCUCCACUCACAGCCAGCAACACCCCCAGCGCCCUGUGAGUGGCGAGGUCCAUGAAAGCUCCCGGAUCAUGACCGUACCGCUCAAAUCCGAUGAUGCCCCAAGUGCCAUAAUCAAAAGGCCUCGUUCAUCUGGCGAGCCGCCUUCCCAAGGAUUUAAGUUCGUCAAGGCCACAGGGCGACAGCUGGAUAUGACGAGGAAGAGGAGCUCAAAGACUCAGGCUAGCGAGAUUCCUGAGCCUCGCACUACAAAGAAGCAAGGGCACACCGGAUCACCACUUCUCAGUGAUACAGGCAAGAACGAGAACGGACAAGAGCCUUUGGUCCGCAAAGAAGGAGGCAGAGAACAGCCCAAUGCCUCUGAGCUCCAGGAGCCCAUCAACAGUUUUUCGGGCAUUCAAAAGGUCCAAUUACUCCCAGAAUCGGAACCCAAGAGCCAGGAACAGCUGCACAAUCUCAACAGCCGGGCGGCGCCUACCAAAGUUACCAAGACUGGGGUGGGAGCAAAACAACAAGAGCACGAUUCGGCCCUCAAGGCUGCGAAGAAGGCCAGACUGACCGCGUCAACGAAGCUUCAACAACUCCAGAAUGCCAAUCAAGAGUUGGGUGCAAGAAUUCAAGAGCUUGAAGCAUCUUUGACGAGUGCAUCCCAAGAAGUCAAGGAGCUUCAGCAUGAUAAGAAGACUGCGGCCAAAGCGUAUGCAAAGACAGAGAAGAGGAUAGCGUUGCUCGAAGCCGAGAAGGCGGUUUCGAAAGAUGCGGAUCAACAGCAAGCAUCGCAGAAGGUUGCAGAACUCGAACUCGAACUUUCAGAGACCCAGAAAGAUUUCAAGAACGCAAAGCAGGUGAUAAAGAUGCUCGAGAAGGACUUGAGUCAGAAAGUUGGUGAUCUUGCAGAGCAGAAAGACCGCAUGGCCGAGUUCGUAAAGGACAAGCAGGACACGCUAUCCAAAAUUCUUGAGGGGCAAGCAACGAAAGAUUCAGUUGAUGGCAUACUGGAAAACGUGAGGACUAUUCACUCCUAUUUGAAUGACUCGGUUCAAAGUAAGCUUGAUGGUCUCAAAGAGUCUGAGGAGCUGUCCCGUAGGAACAAUGGUGUCUUUGAACAACGCCUCUUUGAUCGGUUCCAUGAAGAAUUCAAGACGUAUGCACCGUCACAAGAAGACUUGGUUGAGGCCCGGAAGGAGAAUGCGGCUCUUGAAGAACGCUGUGCUCUUCUCCAAGAGAGCGUCACUGAAAUGCGGAAGAGGCUGGAUGAAGCAGCAAGCACUAAGGAGGCUACGCAAAGAAACCACACCGAAGUGCUGACUGAGCUGUCCCGGCUGAGGGACAGCCUCACAUCAGUUGACUCCACUCGGCUACAGCAACUCGAAGCCAGCAAGGCGGUGGUUGACCAAGAGCUGCGCAACGCUCUGAUCAGAAUUGAUGCAGAGGAGCGGAAGUUCCGUUCUCUUUCUGAGACUCAGCUGGCUCUCCGCCAAGAAGUUGUGGGACUGAAGGAACAAUUGAUCAACGCCAAAGAGACCAUUUCCAAGGCGCAUUCAAACAACAGCCAAGAUAGCACGGAUAUUUCUCAACUGAUUGAGGCUGAGCGGGAGAAUGCCCGCCUGUAUUACUCGAAGCAUUCCAGAGAUGUCGUGCAACAGAACCAGGCGAAACACGCGAAUGAACUGCACACCGAGCAAGAGAAAACUCGUCAAGCCAACGAAAGUCUGAGAUCUCAAUCCGCCCAGAUCGCAUCACUGAAAGAGCAGAUUCGGCAGAAGGACUUGGAGCUUCAGAGCCUGGGGGAAUCCAGUCCCGUAGGCAGUGCUACGGUCGACGACCUUCAGCGUCAACUGGAUGCUGCGAGGACAGAGAAUACGGAAAUUCGGAUUUCUAUGCAAAUCCAGAGCGAUAGGGAGCUGAAUGAGAUCCAAGUGCGGCUAAACGAUCUGCAAGUUCAGAAGCGGGAGAGUGAUCUCAGAUGCAAGCAAGCAGAGGAAAACAACGCCACUGUACAAGGGCACCUACAAGCGUCUAACAAUAAGUUCGCUGAGCUGCAGCAGCAGCUUGAGGCGGCCCGAAACCUUGUCAAAGAGUAUGACCAAGAGGCUGAAAAACAGAAAAGUGAUGCGGAGGAGUGGUUGCACCUGCGAGAGGAGCAAUGGGCUGCUGAAGCCGAGGGCAUACGGAGUCAACUUGAAGCUGCAAAUUCUCAAAUGCAAGAAAACGAGGCCAGUACCCAGCUCAGGUUCGAAGAGUAUGAAGAGCAGCUUCGCAACUAUCGGCGUCUGCGGGAGAACACCAACUCCUUCGGUGAAGACUUCUGGGUCUCCCAAGAGCUGGGAAAGCAAGAGAGGCUGACGGAACAGGAACAUGAUUCUCAUGAAGAGCAGAGUCUGUUCCCACCUCAGCUGGAUCAAGACGAUGUUGCGACCUCGUCUCCGACGUCACGACUCCGCGAUAGGGACUCUACAGCAAGGCAGACCAAUCCAUCGAUAGAGAACCCCUUCUUUGAAGAAGAGCGCCCGUUGCGCCAGGGAUCUCACCAACCUGACUCCGCAGUUGUGGAUGAGAGCCUACCACGAACGCCUUUCAACUCUCGUGGCACUGCGAGGGCUCAGUCAAGCCAGCGGGACAGCCCGUUAUUCAUGGACCCGCCCAAUGCCAGAAACCAGGUCACGUACAGUCACCAUCGUGCUAGUAAGCGUCGGGCCUCCGGACAGGACGAGACAUAUUCCAGCAAGCGGGUCAAGGGUGGCCCUACCAACUACAGGUCGAGUCCGAUCAUGACCAGAGCAGUCUCUCGAGGAGCUGUCUCACAUUCGCAAGUGCCAGAGAGCCAAUCCCAGGAUCUUCAUAAGCCCUUGCAGCCUCAGUCUCAACAACAGUCUGCGCGUGCUCCGUCUGUUUCUCGCAUGAGAACUUCCGAGGCGUCUUCUUCCAAUGCCGUCCGCAACUCUCCCCCGAAGGGUGGACGAAGGCGUAAGACAGAGGAGAUUGGCGGUCGCUUUGAUCAAGAGAUCAAGAGCUCGCGAUGA